This is a messenger RNA of Sinocyclocheilus rhinocerous, 1344 nucleotides long. RefSeq names its product cyclin dependent kinase 5. Lineage: Eukaryota; Metazoa; Chordata; Actinopteri; Cypriniformes; Cyprinidae. The record is from RefSeq and is a predicted model, not a curated record. Gene Ontology annotation, cellular component: nucleus; cytoplasm. Gene Ontology annotation, biological process: synaptic vesicle transport; protein phosphorylation; neuron apoptotic process. The transcript is spliced from 12 exons. Bases 152 to 1030 code for a protein of 292 amino acids. Gene Ontology annotation, molecular function: ATP binding; cyclin-dependent protein serine/threonine kinase activity.
GCUCUUAUUGCUAUCUUCAUGUUGCGUACUACGCCCCUUGUUGAUAAAAAACGACUGUAAUCAGCUAUACAAUUAACACCUUUCUUUUAAUACGUAGGAAAAUAAGGAGACAGGACGCUUUAUUUAAAAGCUGUUGUAACUGGCUAAAACCAUGCAAAAGUAUGAGAAGUUGGAGAAGAUAGGAGAGGGUACAUAUGGGACCGUUUUCAAGGCUAAAAACAGAGAAACACAUGAGAUUGUGGCCCUCAAACGAGUGAGACUGGAUGAUGAUGAUGAGGGGGUUCCAAGUUCAGCAUUACGAGAAAUUUGCCUCCUGAAAGAGCUGAAGCAUAAAAACAUUGUAAGGUUGCAUGACGUCCUUCACAGUGAUAAGAAGCUGACAUUAGUGUUUGAGUAUUGUGAUCAGGAUUUGAAGAAAUACUUUGACAGCUGUAAUGGUGACUUGGAUCCAGAGAUUGUCAAGUCCUUUAUGUACCAGUUAUUGAAGGGUCUUGCCUUCUGCCACAGCCGAAAUGUUCUCCACCGAGACCUUAAACCACAAAAUCUGCUCAUCAACAGAAACGGUGAGCUGAAGUUAGCUGACUUUGGCUUGGCCAGAGCUUUUGGAAUACCUGUACGCUGUUAUUCUGCUGAGGUGGUGACGUUGUGGUACAGGCCUCCAGACGUGCUGUUUGGUGCUAAGCUAUACUCUACCUCUAUUGACAUGUGGUCUGCAGGGUGUAUAUUUGCAGAAUUGGCAAAUGCCGGACGGCCAUUAUUUCCUGGUAAUGAUGUGGACGACCAGCUGAAGAGGAUCUUUAGGUUGCUGGGAACACCGACAGAAGAACAGUGGCAGACUAUGAAUAAACUUCCAGAUUAUAAGCCGUACCCAAUGUAUCCAGCUACUACAUCACUUGUGAAUGUCGUCCCGAAACUUAGCAGCACUGGCAGAGACCUACUACAGAAUCUUCUGAAAUGCAAUCCAGUUCAGCGAAUUUCAGCAGAGGAAGCCCUACAGCACCCUUACUUUGCCGAUUUCUGCCCACCCUAAAUGUCAGAUCCCCUUGACAUCAUUUAGGAACACAGAUGGGCCAGUCUUACCUCGUGAAACCCCUUCAACACCUCCAGCGUUCAGUUAUAUUUCAGUUUGAGUUCGGAUCACACCUGCUAUAGCAGGAUAGAGGGACCCUGAAACACUCCUCCCUCUACAUGUUUAUGAUUUGGUAAUAAUGAUAUGAUUAUGAUCGUGACUCUGUCUAAUGCAGAGUGUGGUGCUGUUGUCCUGCAUAAACCAUGUAUUCGACUAGAGUCUCCAAAAAUAGUUUUAUUAUAUUAUGUGGUCUUAAAGGGAUAGUUCACCCAAAA